Gymnogyps californianus (California condor) is the source of this 1124-nucleotide messenger RNA. Its product is annotated as interleukin-1 beta-like. Gene Ontology annotation, molecular function: interleukin-1 receptor binding; cytokine activity. The record is from RefSeq and is a predicted model, not a curated record. Lineage: Eukaryota; Metazoa; Chordata; Aves; Accipitriformes; Cathartidae. The transcript has 6 exons. Gene Ontology annotation, biological process: cellular response to lipopolysaccharide; inflammatory response to antigenic stimulus; positive regulation of gene expression. Bases 6 to 815 code for a protein of 269 amino acids.
CGGAGAUGGCGUUCGUUCCCGAUUUGGACACACUGGAGAGCAGCAGCCUGAACGAGGAGACAUUUUAUGGCCCUGACUGCCUCUGCCCGCAGAAGAAACCCCGCCUGGACUUAGAGGUGACAUCACCUGGGGUGGACAUCCAGGUCACGGUGACCAAGGGACACCCUGCCAGGACCUUUCGCCAGGCCGCCGUCCUCAUGGUGGCCAUGACCAAGCUCCUGAAGCAGCCGGCGCACAAAGACUUCACUGACAGUGACCUUGGGGGCUUCCUGGAUGAUAUUUUCGAGCCCAUCUCCUUCCAGCGGAUCGAGAGCAGCUACGCCAAGGCGCCCGUCUACCGCUACACCCGCUCCCAGUCCUUCGACAUCCUCGACAUCGACCACAAGUGCUUCGUGCUGGAGUCGCCCACCCAGCUGGUGGCCCUGCACCUGCAGGGACCCGCCGCCGGGCGGAAAGUGAAGCUCAACAUCGCUCUGUACCGUCCCCGGUCAUCGCAGGGCGGCCCGGGGACCGGGCAAGUGCCGGUGGCAUUGGGCAUCAAGGGCUACCAACUCUACAUGUCGUGUGUGAUGAGCGGCGCCAAGCCCGUGCUGCAGCUGGAGGAAGCCGAUAUCAGGAGGGACAUCGAGAGCGUGGAGCUGACCCGCUUCAUCUUCUACCGCCUGGACAGCCCGGCCGAGGGAACCACUCGCUUCGAGUCGGCCGCCUUCCCCGGCUGGUUCAUCUGCACCUCCCUGCAGCCCCGCCAGCCCGUCGGCAUCACCAACCAGCCCGACCAGGUCAACAUUGCCACCUACGAGCUGAGCGGGCGCUGAGGAGCCCCCGCACCCAACCCAACCGGCAGUUGCCGGUUUUCAGGCCGUAUGUACCGAGUACAAACCCCGCAGCCGGGACCCCCGUCCUCCCCGUCUAUUUCAGGUGAAAUAGCAGCUCUGGGCCCCGUGGGCCCGAGUCACCCCAAUUUGUGCUUAUUUAUUGUGUCUGUCCAGUGCUUUUAUACUUACUUAUUGUGUCCAUCCCUUGCUUUUAACUUAUAUACAUUUUAUUGGAAAUAUUGUGAUUUUGUUAUCGGGGAUGGGGGUUAUUUAUUGGUGAUGGAAGUGGAAAUAAAAGGUUUCCCAGGA